Messenger RNA from Zymoseptoria tritici IPO323, 1536 nucleotides. RefSeq lists its product as uncharacterized. The coding region runs from base 94 to 1344 and encodes 416 amino acids. NCBI's taxonomy places the organism in Eukaryota, Fungi, Ascomycota, Dothideomycetes, Mycosphaerellales, Mycosphaerellaceae. Gene Ontology annotation, biological process: translational elongation. Gene Ontology annotation, cellular component: nucleus; cytoplasm. Gene Ontology annotation, molecular function: translation elongation factor activity. The transcript has 4 exons. The record is from RefSeq and is a predicted model, not a curated record.
CCACUCACAAACACCACCACCACUUCAUACCACCUUCUACACACAGCCAACGAAGGCACCUUACUCCCACUACACACAAUACAGACCACAAUCAUGGGUUUCGGCAAGAUCUACUCCUACGAGGGCAACCCGCGCACCACCGCCAUCCUCGCCGUCGCCAAGGCCAAUGGCCUCGACAUUGAGCUCGUGAACGAGAACCCUGCCGACGGCCUCAGUGCCGACUACCUCAAGAUCAACCCACUCGCCCAGAUCCCCACCUUCGAGGGCCAGGAUGGAUACAUUCUGACUGAGUCCGUGGCCAUUGCCAUCUACCUCACAUCCCAGAACGAGAAGACCACUCUCCUCGGCAAGACCAAGCAGGAUUACGCCUCUAUCCUCAAGUGGAUGUCCUUUGGCACCAGCCAGUUCCUCCCAGGUCUUGGUGCCUGGUUCCGCCCAUUGAUCGGCCGCGAGCCAUACAACAAGAAGAACAUUGACGAUGCUAUCGCGAAGACCAACAAGAACGUCGAUCUCCUCGAGAAGCACCUGACCGCCAACACCUACCUCGUCGCCGAGCGCCUCACAUUGGCCGACCUUUACGUCGCUGGUAUCGCUGCUCGCGGCUUCCAGUAUGUCUUCGACAAGGAGUGGCGCAACACACACCCUGCCACCGCUCGGUGGUACGACACCAUCGCCAACCAGGACAUCUGGACCGCUGUCGCCGGCAAGGUCGCCUACAUUGACAAGGCCAUCCCAAACACACCCCCAAAGAAGGAGGAGAAGCCAAAGGAGGCAAAGAAGCAGGCCGCAGCUAAGCCCAAGGCUGUCGCCGCCGGCAAUGAUGAGGAGGAGGAUGACGUUCCAGCUCAGCCAAAGGCCAAGCACCCUCUCGAGGCUCUGCCAAAGGCUACCUUUGUGCUUGACGACUGGAAGCGCAAAUACUCCAACGAGGAGACCCGCGAGGUCGCCCUCCCAUGGUUCUGGGAGAACUGCAAGUUUGACGAGUACAGCAUCUACCGCGUCGACUACAAGUACAACGACGAGCUCACCAUGACCUUCAUGACCUCCAACUUGAUCGGUGGAUUCUUCACCCGUCUCGAGGCCAGCCGCAAGUACCUCUUCGGUGCCGCCUCCGUCUAUGGCGUGACCAACGACAGCGUUGUUCGUGGCGCUUUCGUCGUUCGCGGCCAGGAGGCUCUCCCAGCGUUCGAUGUCGCUCCUGAUUUCGAGAGCUACGAGUUCACCAAGCUCGACCCCACCAAGAAGGAGGACCGCGAGUUUGUCGACGACAUGUGGGCGUGGGACAAGCCGAUUGAUGUCAGCGGCAAGUCUUACGAGUGGGCUGACGGCAAGGUCUUCAAGUAGAUGUACAGCAUCACUUGGAGAUGGGUUGUCGUCGAGCAGACGGGUUCGGCACGCUCUUCGUCUAUGCAUAGACAGAUGAUGAGAAUGAUGACGGCACGUUUGCACGAAUAAGAAAAAAGUUCAGACUCAUUUGCGAUCGGAAACUGUUGAUGAUUGCGAUUUUUGCGGAAAGUCAAAAGAUACCAUUCUCCG